AUGAAUUCAAAUUAUAAUAUCCCAUAAAACCAUUUUAUUCAUUCUGCAUAUAAAUUUUAAGCCUGUAGAAAUUGGUACAAAAAUAUCCUUACAGCACAUAAUUUAGUUUAUCCAAUCUUCGUCCUUGAUGAGCCAGAUAUUGAAUAAGAAAUAAAAACAAUGCCUGGCAUAAAAAGAUAUGGAUAUAAAAAUAUAAUUACCCACCUCGAGCCAUUAAUAGCUAAAGGAUUAAAAUCCAUAAUAAUAUUCGGGAUUCUGACAAAUGACAGCGAUAAAGACUCAGUCGGUACAUAUGCAGGAGGAUGUGGUAAAAAAGGACCAACUCAUUUAGCCUUAGAAUAUAUAAAAUAAGCUUUUCCUGAUCUCCUUUUAAUCGUCGACGUAUGUUUAUGUGCUUUUACUUCUCAUGGUCAUUGUGGUAUCUUAAAAGAAGAUGGUCUAAUAGAUAAUGGAAAAUCUAUCCAAAGAUUAGCAGAAAUAAGUGUUUCUUAUGUAGAAAGUGGAGCAUAAGUAAUUGCUCCAAGCGAUAUGAUGGAUGGUAGAAUAGCCACUAUAAAAUACGAGUUAUUAAAAAGAGGUUUAGAAAUUCCAAUAAUGUCAUAUUCAGCGAAAUUUGCUUCUAGCUUUUACGGGCCUUUUAGGGAUGCAUGUAAAUCAGCUCCUGGAAAAUCAGAUAGACAAGCAUAUUAAUUGCCUUGUGAUAGUAUUGAAUUGGCUUUGAAGGCUGUGUAAAGGGAUUUAGAAGAAGGAGCAGAUUUUAUCAUGGUGAAACCUAUUUCUAGCUAUUUAGAUGUAGCUAGAGCAAUUAAAGAUAAAUUUAAUCCAAUUAUGGCUUGCUAUCAUGUUAGUGGGGAAUAUUCGAUGAUUUGCUUUGCGGCUGAAAGGGGGGCUUGUGAUAAAAAGAAAGUUGUUUUGGAAAAUAUGAGAUGCUUUUAGAGGGCUGGGAUUAAUAUAAUAAUUACUUAUUUUGUUCCGGAACUUUUAGAGUGGAUUAAAGAAGAUUAUUGA
This is a messenger RNA of Ichthyophthirius multifiliis, 1008 nucleotides long. RefSeq lists its product as hypothetical. Lineage: Eukaryota; Ciliophora; Oligohymenophorea; Hymenostomatida. Gene Ontology annotation, cellular component: cytosol. The record is from RefSeq and is a predicted model, not a curated record. Gene Ontology annotation, biological process: heme biosynthetic process. The transcript is spliced from 2 exons. Gene Ontology annotation, molecular function: porphobilinogen synthase activity; zinc ion binding.